Penicillium cosmopolitanum is the source of this 2553-nucleotide messenger RNA. RefSeq names its product hybrid sensor histidine kinase/response regulator. The transcript has 3 exons. The record is from RefSeq and is a predicted model, not a curated record. Gene Ontology annotation, molecular function: histidine phosphotransfer kinase activity; phosphorelay sensor kinase activity. Bases 1 to 2553 code for a protein of 850 amino acids. Gene Ontology annotation, biological process: phosphorelay signal transduction system; protein autophosphorylation. NCBI's taxonomy places the organism in Eukaryota, Fungi, Ascomycota, Eurotiomycetes, Eurotiales, Aspergillaceae.
AUGGCGGUUGGGAGUGAGGACUCGAUGAGUGAUUCAACUGGCCCUGCAACUGUCCUGUCCAUGUCAACAGAAGAUGAACCAUUCGCGCCUCGUGCGGGUGCGGUCAGUGACUCGCCCGCGGCUUCCCUCGAUCGGUCCUUUUUACAAUUGCUGCUUCGACGAUAUCCCAAAGGAAAGAUAUGGUCCUUACAUCAAGACGGGCUCAUUUCCACAUCUGACGAUGAUGAUGACCACAAUUCGCAUAACACGGCGCCGACUCCCUCAUAUCGGUCGCCUCCAGGAUUUCCCCCGAUCGACGUGAAGAAGCCCACGGGAAAAAGGCGAAAGGCUGCAGAAAAUACCAUGUUGAAUAAGUAUUUCCCAGAAGCGACCCAGAUCAUGUUUGUUCCGCUUUGGAAUGCUGUGAACUCGCAAUGGUUUGCCGGGUGCUUUUGCUGGAUUAAUGUCGAGACACAAGUUUUUAGUUCCGCCGUUGAGCUGAGCUCUGUCCUGGGCUUUGGCUCGUCUAUCAUGGCUGAGUAUAGUCGAGUCGAGUCGCUCAUUGCAGAUCGACAAAAGGGUGAUUUUAUCGGCAGCAUCUCACAUGAGCUCCGCAGUCCUCUCCACGGAAUUUUAGCCGCGGCUGAAUUCCUGAACGGCACGAACCUUAACGAAUUCCAAAACUCGCUUCUUGAGACGGUAAACGCUUGCGGACGGACUCUACUUGAUACGAUGAAUCAAGUCCUGGAUUUCAGCAAGGUUGUUUCUUUGGAGCGAACAUGGCGGUCACUGAAGCGCAGGAAAGAGUCACCACUCGACUUCAAAGGCACAGACAGGCUGGGUUCGCACCUUGAUUCCUACGUGGUAACGGAUCUGGCGAUCUUGGCCGAAGAAGUUGUCGAGGGAAUCUGCCUGGGACUGACCUAUGGAAAUAACUCUGGGGCCCCUGCCGAUUUGUCAUAUCUAAUGUCCAGCAAUGUCCCCAAAGUCCAAUCAGGUCGAUCUCAAGUGGAUGUGGUCAUUGAUGUGGCGCAAGGUGAUUGGGUUUAUCGCACACAGCCAGGCGCGCUACGGCGCAUUGUCAUGAACAUCUUUGGAAACGCAAUGAAAUAUACGGACUCAGGGCGAGUAACCUUGAGCCUCGAAGCUACCAGCCGGUCAGAGGGCCGUUCUCGACGACAGGGCCUGGAGGACUUGGUUACACUGACUGUGUCAGAUACUGGACGCGGUAUUUCGGAAGAAUUUCUUCGCGGGAAGCUGUAUACCCCAUUCGCCCAAGAAGAUUCGCUCGCCGUGGGAACUGGCUUGGGAUUGUCAAUCGUCAGGAGUCUAGUGAAAGCCCUCAAUGGCCACAUUCGCGUCCGCUCUCGCCCUGGGGAAGGUACGGUAGUGCGUGUCUCUCUUCCACUUGCGCGAGCGGUCGGCGAGGAAAGCCCGCCUGUUCAUCAAAGCUCCCAUAACCCGCAACAAAUAGAAGCUCUGACGAAGACCCUUCUCCUCCGAGAGGGAUUUCCUGGUAAACGUGCUGCUAUUUGGGGUGUGGACCCGGAGCGUCUCGCAGAGGACCAGACUUGGGCCGAGAUUGCGAGAUAUCUUACCGGAUGGUUCGGAGUGGAGCUCGUUUCUUGGCCGUCACCGCUACCAUUGGAUAUGUUGGUCAUAGAGGAAUCAGUGUUGCCCGAGUUGCGCAAAACGCCACUCACAGCAACACUACCAUCACUACUCAUCCUCUGCCACCAACCAGUGGAUUAUACUCUAGAGCAGACUGAGUGGCUUGCACUUGCAACCUCGGUGGAAAUUAUUCGACGCCCCUGUGGACCUCAUAAACUAGCCCGCAGCGUUCUGAAAUGCUUCCAGAAUUCUCGCUCCACGGUGGUGACGCCCGCGACCGUGCUUAGCAAUCCAAUGGAUUCUAUUGACCUUGUCUACCGGACACCCCCGAUCACCUCCGCCAUACAAUCUGCUUUGACGUCUCCGGUCUCCGUUUCAAACCCUGGGCCUUUUGAUGAGCCUUUAUCAGCAGUCGCCGCGGGGUCGGGUCUCAAGUCUCUAGAAGAGUCUUUUCCAAACGCCCCGUCAGUGGUACCCGUAUCCGGAUUCCCAGAGGCCAUCGCAGCGGCCCCUCUCCCAGCUCCAUCGAUGGAUGGCAGCAUUGCCUCUUCACGACUAGCACGUGUCCUCGUUGUCGACGAUAACCGAAUUAAUCUCAAUCUGAUGAUGACCUUCAUGAAGAAGCGGAAUCUCACCGACCUUGUGUCCGCGGAGAAUGGCAAGCUUGCUGUCGAGGCAGCCGAGCGAAUGCAAAUGGGCUUCGACAUUAUUUUCAUGGAUAUAUCAAUGCCUCAACACGUGCCAUCCGGGCCAUGGAAGAAAGAAAAUGAUAACCGCAGGCCGGCUGUCAUUAUCGCUCUGACCGGGCUGAGCAGUUCACGCGAUGAAUCCGAAGCUCUCUCCUCUGGUGUUGAUAUGUUCCUCACCAAACCAGUUUCCUUCCGAGAAGUAUCGCGUCUUUUGGCAGAGUGGGAGACCAAUGGACUGGAGAAGGAACGAACAAUUGGCUGCAAAUUUGAUUGA